AUGGGCGUCAGCGCUGGAGCUCACGAUCUGAAGCACCGGCGCCACCAGGAGGCGCGCGUGCCCGACGCCGACGGCGCGUCGCUCGCGGCGAUGUACCUCUACGGCGACGUGCUCGAGUCCGUGGUGGAGCGGGUCCCCGCGGCCGACCUGGCCGCCGCGGCGCGGGUCUCGCGGGAGUGGCUCCGCGCGGUGCGCGCCGCGCUGCGCCGCCGCCCGCGGCGGCUGCCCUGGCUCGUCGUGCACCUCCAGGGCCCCCGCAGCGUUGGCGGGGGCGGGGGCCUCCGGUGCGCCGCGGCGUACGACCCGUGCUCGGGCGUCUGGCUCGCCGUGCCGGCGGCGCCGCGCCACGCCACGCCGUCGCACGUCCGCCUCCUGCGCGGCUCGCGCGGCGACCGCGUCUGCGCACUCUCGCUCUCGGGGCUCGCCGUCGCCGCCGACCCGUUCGGGACGACGGCGGGAUGCGUCGCGCCGCUGGACGCCCCCACCGUGUGGCGCGUCGACCCGGUGUUCGCCGCGGUGGGCGACCGCGUCGUCGCGCUCGGCGGCGCGUGCCGGCUGGCGCUGGCCGACGGCGGCGACGCCGCCGCGGUCGAGGUACACGAGGCCGGCGGCGGGUGGACCACCUGCGACCCGAUGCCCGACGCGCUCAGGGACUCCGCGGCCGCGACGUGGCUCUCCGCGGCCGCCACGGACCAGCGGGUGUACCUCGUGGAGAGGACCACCGGGUGGGCGAGCUGGUUCGACCCGGCGAACCGGCGGUGGGGCCCCACCCGUCGCCUCGGCCCCGACGCCGCCGUCGCCACGUGGGGCGUCGCGCCCGGCCGCGUCGUCGGCGCCGAGGAGCGCCUCGUUCUGUUCGGGGCUAAGCGGGCAGACAAGGAGGCGGAGUGCACAGUCGUCGUCCAGGCAUGGGAGGUGGACGGCGACACUCUGGAACAGACCCCCUCUGCAUCCAGCGAUGCGAUGCCGCCGGAGCUGUCCGAGAGGCUGUUUCCUCGUGACGACAUUGAUGACGACGACGACGACGACGAAGAGGAACUGGACGACAGGUCGUUGUCGAUCGGGGUGUGCGGCAACGCCGCGGGCGGUUACGUGUACAAUGCGGCCGAGCCGGCGAACGGCGCGGUGCUCUACGAGCUGUGGGAGGAGGGGAAGGCGAAGGGAAGCACCACCGCCGUGGCGCGCUGGUACUGGGUGCCCUGCGCACCAGCCGACGCAGCCGUGCUGGCCCAGCCGCUGGGCCGUGCCAUCCUGGCCUGCUCGCCGGUGGGGCUGGAUGAGCUGGCGUUGGCCGUUGGUGCAAGGGGCCCACGCUGA
This is a messenger RNA of Miscanthus lutarioriparius, 1317 nucleotides long. The record is from the annotation of a GenBank genome assembly. Lineage: Eukaryota; Viridiplantae; Streptophyta; Magnoliopsida; Poales; Poaceae.